AUGACACCCUCUAUAGCCAUUAAAUUGUAUGGUCACCAACUGUCCCCCUAUGAGCAAGCAGAGAUCCAAGGUUAUCCUGAGAUCUACUUUGUAGGGCGCUCUUCUAUCGAAAAAUAUCAAGCGAUGCCAGAUAGCUAUCAUCAUCAGCAGAAUAGCAAACAAAAUUAUGGUUAUGACGAUGAAAGAGGAGACUAUAAAAUCCUUUUACACGAUCAUUUAGCUUACCGGUAUGAGGUUUUGGAAGAAUUAGGCCGAGGUUCAUUUGGGCAGGUCGUCAAGUGUUUUGAUCAUAAACUAGGCAUUACGGUGGCUAUAAAGCUGAUACGGAAUAAAAAGAGAUUCUAUGCUCAAGCAAAAACAGAAGUGAGAAUUUUGAGUGAUUUAACCAGAUGGGACCCUGAGGAUAGACAUCACAAUGUGAAAAUGACGGAAUAUUUCAACUUCAGAAAUCAUCUGUGUAUUGCCUGUGAAUGUCUAAGCAUGAAUUUGUAUGAAUUCAUCAAAAUUAACAAUUUCCAAGGAUUUCAAACGAAGCUGAUUAAACGUUUCACGAUACAAAUACUACGGUCUUUAUCUCUACUUAAAAAACACGGCGUUAUCCAUUGUGAUCUGAAGCCAGAAAACAUUCUAUUGAAGCAUCCUACCAAAUCGACAAUUAAGGUCAUUGAUUUUGGUAGCAGCUGCUUGACCCAUCAGCGCGUAUAUACCUACAUUCAAAGCCGAUUCUAUCGCUCUCCCGAGAUUAUUUUAGGAUUAGAUUACGGUACAUCCAUUGAUAUGUGGAGUUUAGGCUGUAUCAUUGCGGAAUUGUAUACAGGCGUGCCACUCUUCCCAGGCGAAAAUGAACAGGAGCAACUUGCAUGUAUCAUGGAAGUGCUGGGCGUGCCAGACUCCAAAUAUAUCAAUAUGAGUGAACGUAGAAGUCUAUUCUUCGACCGUCAUGGUGAACCUCGCGCCUUUUACAAUUCGAGAGGCAAAAAGCGAAAAGCUGGCUCAAAAUCGCUUCCCCAAGUGUUACGAUGUAAUGAUCCGUUGUUUUUGGACUUUAUUCAGCAGUGCCUCGUGUGGGAUCCCCUGAAGAGACUCACACCAGACAAAGCAUUUCAACAUGCAUGGAUCGUGCAGCAACAACAACAAUUACCGCUACCGUCCUCCUCCACUAAUAGAUAUUCACCGUCACACCAAGCAGAAGUGCAUGCUGGCAGUGAGCCUACAUCUAAUGUUGUAACUGAAAAAUCAUCCAUUACAACUUAA
Messenger RNA from Mycotypha africana, 1254 nucleotides. RefSeq names its product kinase-like domain-containing protein. The transcript is spliced from 2 exons. NCBI's taxonomy places the organism in Eukaryota, Fungi, Mucoromycota, Mucoromycetes, Mucorales, Mycotyphaceae. The record is from RefSeq and is a predicted model, not a curated record. Gene Ontology annotation, molecular function: protein serine/threonine/tyrosine kinase activity; protein serine/threonine kinase activity; ATP binding. Bases 1 to 1254 code for a protein of 417 amino acids. Gene Ontology annotation, biological process: peptidyl-serine phosphorylation; peptidyl-threonine phosphorylation.